GGGCCGCCGUCCCCGCCGCGGUUCCCGCCGCUGCCGCCAUGGAAGAGCAGAAGGAGAACUGCCCGGAGGCCGCCCCGGACGAGGCGCGGGCGCCGCCCGCCCCCGCAGCCUGCCCGCCGGGUAGGCAGCAUUGUAGGAUCAAUGAUCAAGAAACUAAUGGCAAAACCUCAGCUGCCAGUUCAAAUGACUUCAGUGAUCCUGUUUACAAAGAAAUUUCUUUAACUAAUGGUUACAUCAACAGGAUGACCAGAGAAGAGCUCAGAAGUAAACUUGCAGAGUUCAAGCUUGAAACCAGAGGGGUGAAAGAUGUACUGAAAAAGAGACUGAAAAACUAUUACAAGAAACAGAAGCUGAUGCAGAAGGAACACAUUAGCAGAGAGAGCUGUUACGACUACAUCUGUGUCGUUGACUUUGAAGCAACAUGUGAAGAAGGAAACCCACCUGAAUUUGUACAUGAAAUAAUUGAGUUUCCUGUUGUCUUAGUAAACACACGUACCUUGGAAAUAGAGGAUACCUUUCAACAAUACGUGAAGCCAGAGAUUAAUCCCAAGCUUUCAAACUUCUGCAUCAAUCUGACAGGAAUAACCCAGGACAUUGUUGAUAAAGCUGAUACUUUUCCUCAAGUUCUGCAGAAUGUCGUGGAGUGGAUGAGACAGCGAGAGCUGGGAACAAAGUAUAGCUAUUCCAUGUUGACAGACGGAUCUUGGGAUAUGAGUAAAUUUUUCAACAUCCAGUGCCGUAUUAGCCGUAUCAAAUACCCUUCUUUUGCCAAAAAGUGGAUCAAUAUUCGCAAAUCAUAUGGGAACUUCUAUAAGGUUCCUAGGAACCAGACCAAGCUGACAAUCAUGCUUGAAAAGCUGGGCAUGAAUUAUGAUGGGAGACCUCACAGUGGACUUGAUGACUCUAAAAACAUUGCAAGGAUAGCUAUAAGGAUGCUGCAGGAUGGCUGUGACCUGCGAGUGAACGAGAGGAUUCAUGGUGGACAGCUGAUGACAGUCUCCUCCUCAGCCCCCUUAGAGGGAGCCCCUGCUCCACAGAUGCCCCGCUACAGAAAUUAGCAGUUCAGCGGUUCUGCCUCAGGAACUGCCCUCAGAUACCCACAGAAGACUGAGUAGAGCUUAUUAAACAGCCACCUCUGCCAGCUCGUCUGCCAUGCAGAAUUCUAAAGCACCUUAACUAACCAUCUCCAUUGAAACCAAGAGGAGUGUGGAAGCUCUCUGAAGCCUGUUACAGCAAUUUUUUUUUUAUACCAAUGAUUUUUGUUUUUUCAAACUUUGCUAGAACUAAGGGUGAUGUGCAGAAUCCCUAAGCUUUUGAGAGCACGUAAUUUAAACACCUGCAAAGAUGGAUUGCUGCCGUUCCACCCCAGCCUGUGGGUAGUAUUUAUUCACUGUGCUGUGCUCUAAUCAUAUCUAGCAUCUGCUUAUUCAUUGCACACAAAUAAGCCAUUGCUGGAAGAACUGAAAUAGCAAGUGGUCGGGCUGGCCUUUCCUGAUAAGGCACUCUUCCAGGAGUUCCUGCCAAUUUUUUUUGGUUUUUUUACCAAGUCUAGGAGAAAUGGGAGCAUGCUCAUCAAUUCUAAAGCAGUAGAGAAGUACUCUGGUGUUCAGGGCUUAUCUUUAAGGGAUAUGUUUGUCUCCUUCCCCAUCAAAUAGAAGAGCUGGGAAUUGAAUAAAAAUUUUGUUAAUGCAAUAUGAUAGUAUUUUUUUUAACAUGUAUUUUAAAAGAGAAGAUUCUUCAGAUUUUCACUUUGAGGAUCACAUCUCCUACUCCUGCUAUACUCAUAGCUGCCCUUCAUUUAAUGCCACUUUUAGACGCUGUCAGCCAUUUGGGCUUAAACAUGAGUGAAGUAAAAGUAAGUUCAAAACAUG
This is a messenger RNA of Myiozetetes cayanensis, 1871 nucleotides long. It is a transcript of the gene ERI1, whose product is annotated as exoribonuclease 1. Gene Ontology annotation, molecular function: 3'-5'-RNA exonuclease activity; nucleic acid binding. Gene Ontology annotation, biological process: exonucleolytic trimming to generate mature 3'-end of 5.8S rRNA from tricistronic rRNA transcript (SSU-rRNA, 5.8S rRNA, LSU-rRNA). The transcript has 7 exons. The record is from RefSeq and is a predicted model, not a curated record. Lineage: Eukaryota; Metazoa; Chordata; Aves; Passeriformes; Tyrannidae. Gene Ontology annotation, cellular component: cytoplasm; nucleolus. The coding region runs from base 39 to 1058 and encodes 339 amino acids.